AUGGAACAUAACAAAGUGGUGAAAGAUUCGCGCGAUUUCACGGACACGGUUUGUGCGAGUAAAAACGUGUGUGUGUGCUUUGCUUUUCUUCGCAGUUGGAUCCUACGCAUUUUCUGGGUGGGUUACCGCAGGGAUCUUGAAGUAACUGAUUUGUACACACCGCUUAAAGAGCAUACAAGUGGUAUUCUUGGUGUUAAAAUAGCGAAGGCCUGGGAGAAAGAAUGCGAGGCGUACAGAGAUCGGCUGGAGAAGAACGCGAGGAGCGGGUCCCAGAAGAAGGUCAGGGGGCCCAGCCUGUUGAGAGUCCUCGUCAGGUGCUUCGGUUUCACGACCCUGUUGUACGGACUGUUUUUGGCCGUCAUGGAGAUCUUGCUCAGGGUGUUGCAACCGAUGUGCCUAGGUCAGCUGCUGCGCUAUUACAAUUCCACGGAGGUUGAUCUCCUCGAGGCGUAUCUCUGGGCCGUGGGCAUCAUUCUCUGCUCCGCGAUCAACGUAUUCGUCAUCCAUCCGUACAUGAUGGGGAUUCUGCAUCAAGGGAUGAAGAUCCGCGUGGCUUGCUGCUCGCUAAUCUAUCGGAAAACAUUGAAACUGACCAAGACCGCGCUGGGCGAGACGACCAUCGGCCAAGCGGUCAAUCUGCUGUCCAAUGACGUCAACAGAUUUGACGUUAGUAUCAUAUUCCUACAUUAUCUGUGGCUCGGACCCUUGGAGACCGUCAUCCUCACGUUCAUCAUGUACUACGUGCUCGAGAUCGGAGUAUCCUCCAUCAUCGGCGUCGCGUCUUUGCUGCUGUUUAUCCCAUUGCAAGCGUGGCUGGGCAAAAAGUCGUCGCAGCUGAGAUUAAAGACCGCCAUCAGGACGGACGAGAGGGUGCGAUUGACAAACGAGAUUAUCAGCGGAAUUCAAGCCAUCAAGAUGUACACCUGGGAGAAUCCAUUCAGCGCGCUCGUAGAAAAGGCAAGAAAGAAAGAAGUUAAUGUUAUUCGAUGGACAUCAUAUAUCAGAGGUGUCACAAUGUCAUUCAUCAUCUUUACCACGAGAAUGUCGUUGUUCAUCACGGUGCUGGCUUAUGUGCUGUUCGGUAAUAAAAUAACGGCCGAGAAAGUAUUCAUGAUAACCGCCUAUUACAACAUUUUACGUACAACUAUGACCGUUUUCUUCCCACAAGGAAUAACACAGGUAGCGGAAGCGAUGGUAUCCAUAAGACGGCUGCAAAAGUUUUUAAUGUAUGAUGAAGUGACAACGCCUGCGAUCGAGGCGACAAAGGUGAACAGCAAUGAGAAAGUAAAGGAGAGGAAUAAGAAAAAUAUAAUAGAGAAUAACAAGGAAAACGUAAUAGAAAAUAAUAAGGAAAGUAUGAAGGAGAAUAGCAAGGAUUAUGUGAGAGAAAAUCAGCCGAUCGAGCAUCACAUUUCCAUCGAGAACGGCAAUGCCAAGUGGCUAGACUACGAGCGAGAAGACACUCUACAAAAUAUCAAUAUAAAAGUACGUCCCGGUGAACUGAUUGCCGUCGUCGGCCAGGUCGGUGCGGGCAAAACCAGUCUGUUGAACGUCAUUCUGAAAGAAUUGCGUUUGCAGGAAGGCUCCAUUCAAGUAUGUCAUAAUUUUUUUUGUAUCAGUCUUUCCGGUGGUCAACGUGCAAGAAUAAACUUGGCGAGAGCUGUUUAUGCCGAUGCCGACAUAUAUCUUAUGGACGAUCCUUUGAGCGCCGUAGACGCCCAUGUAGGCAAGCACAUGUUUGAAGAAUGCAUCGACAAAUAUCUACGAGGCAAAACUCGAAUUCUCGUGACUCAUCAAUUGCAGUACUUGCGAAACGUCGGUAGAAUUAUCGUCCUGAAGGAUGGAGCUAUUCAGGCUGAAGGCACUUAUGACGAAUUGGGUUCCAUGGGAGUGGAUUUCGGUCAGUUGUUAGAAAAUCAACCGAAAGCGGAUGAGAAAUCUUCUCGGCCUCCUUCGGCUCCCGCUAGCCGAAGUAAUUCGCGUACUGGCAGUAUUACAUCACUGAGCUCUUUCAUGACGACCGAUGCUUCGAAACAGGAACCUGACGAAGUGGCUGAAAUGCGAUCAACGGGCAAUGUUUCCGGCAAAGUAUACUCUGGUUAUUUCCGCGCCGGCGGCAAUUGGUGCAUUAUAUUCAUAGUGGCUGUGCUUUGUAUAUUGACACAAUUAGCGGCUAGCGGCGGCGAUUUCUUUAUCGCACGAUGGGUUGACAUAGAACAAACCUACGUGAAUCAAACGGAAGAUGGUAUCGUGGAAGACCCGAAGAGUCCUCUUUCCCGCAUAACUAGUAUCUACAUCUACACGGGAUUAACCGUGUUGACGAUCGGUAUCACUCUGAUCCGAUCGUGGGCCUUCUUCUGGACGUGUAUGCGCGCCUCAAUGCGACUGCACGAUCGUAUGUUCCGAAGUAUCAGCCGUGCCACCAUGCGCUUCUUCAAUACCAAUACGUCGGGACGCGUUCUCAAUCGCUUCUCUAAGGACAUGGGCGCAGUGGACGAGAUGCUGCCUACCGCGCUCAUCGAUUGCGUCCAGAUCGGCUUGUCACUGCUCGGCAUCAUUGUCGUGGUUGCCAUCGCGAAUGUAUGGCUGCUGAUACCCACGGUACUUAUCGGCAUUGUCUUUUACUACCUGAGAGUUUUCUAUCUGACCACCAGUCGUAGCAUCAAACGUCUCGAAGGCGUCACUCGCUCGCCGGUGUUCGCUCAUCUGAGCGCGACCCUUCAAGGGCUACCGACGAUUCGUGCGUUCGGGGCGGAGGAGAUUCUCACGAGAGAAUUUGAUAAUCAUCAGGACCUUCAUUCGUCGGCAUGGUACCUUUUCAUCGCGUCCUCUCGCGCUUUCGGCUUCUGGCUGGAUAUUUUCUGCGUGCUGUACAUCGUACUGGUCACGUUGAGCUUUCUCGUGUUGAACAAUUAUAGCCCCGGCACCAUAGAGGCCGGAUACGUAGGAUUGGCGAUCACCCAGAGUAUUGGUCUCACCGGCAUGUUCCAGUGGGGUAUGCGACAGAGUGCCGAACUGGAAAACCAGAUGACCUCAGUAGAACGUGUUCUUGAGUACAGCAAAGUAGACAGCGAGCCACCCCUCGAAAGCGCCCCUGGUAAAAAGCCCAAGGCCGAGUGGCCGCCGGAAGGCAGGAUCGAGUUCAAGGGUGUGUAUCUGCGCUAUGCACCGCUAGAGCCGCCCGUACUCAAGAAUCUCAACUUCGUUAUUUAUCCGCGCGAGAAGAUCGGCAUUGUUGGCAGAACCGGCGCCGGCAAGUCGUCCCUAAUCCAGGCGCUUUUCCGUUUGGCCGAUGUGGACGGCGUGAUUGACAUUGACGGCAUUGAUACGAGUCAGAUCGGUCUGCAUGAUCUGCGCUCAAAAAUCAGCAUCAUCCCGCAAGAGCCGUUCCUAUUCUCUGGCAGCCUAAGGCGGAAUCUCGAUCCAUUCGAUUCGUACACGGACGACCCACUAUGGCGAGCUCUCGAUGAAGUCGAGCUGAAGGAAAUGGGCUUACAGGCGCACAUCCACGAAGGCGGUUCCAAUCUCAGUGUCGGCCAGCGGCAACUAGUCUGCCUGGCGCGCGCUAUCGUCAGGAACAACCCGAUACUUGUGUUGGAUGAAGCCACUGCGAAUGUAGAUCCACGAACAGACGAGCUGAUCCAGACGACGAUUAGAGAGAAAUUUGAGCAAUGUACAGUGUUAACGAUUGCUCAUCGACUCAACACUGUCAUGGACAGCGAUCGCAUCCUGGUAAUGGAUGCUGGCAGCGCGGUGGAAUUCGAUCAUCCUCACUUGCUGCUAGAAAAGGAGACGGGCUACCUGAAGAGCAUGGUACACGAGACUGGCAAUGCAAUGGCGGAAGCCCUGACCAAUAUCGCUCGCCAGAGCUACCAGAAUCGCGCAUUUUCAGCGCUCUGAUGCACCCUCGAUGUUAAUUUUUUCCAAUGGCGAAUACCAUGAUAGGUUACCGUCGAUUUUUUACGAGUGGAUCCUUAGGUAAAAUCCUAGGGAAGGAAACUCUGAAAAAAAAAAAAAA
Messenger RNA from Pogonomyrmex barbatus (red harvester ant), 4018 nucleotides. RefSeq names its product putative multidrug resistance-associated protein lethal(2)03659. The record is from RefSeq and is a predicted model, not a curated record. Gene Ontology annotation, biological process: transmembrane transport. Gene Ontology annotation, molecular function: ATP binding; ABC-type transporter activity; ATP hydrolysis activity. Gene Ontology annotation, cellular component: membrane. Lineage: Eukaryota; Metazoa; Arthropoda; Insecta; Hymenoptera; Formicidae.